CUUAUGUCAUUUUGAUUCGAAACGUCUUUGAUAGCCGCGAUUUUUUUUUCUGUUUAAUUUUUUAAGCCCUUCUUAUUUGAUUGUUAUACGUCACUCACAACCCCAUCAGCAGAUGAUGUUUCUCCGUAACCACAGUUCGGUCGGUGUUGCGAUAAGAAGAACCGCGGUAGUACAGCAGCAGGGUCUGCAGUUUCUCGUGCAGCAGCAUAAAAGCAGUGCAUUGACCAGUGUAGCGACGAAUAGUGUCCAUCCCAGAAACGGCAAACCAGUACGAACGAUGACCUCGACAUCGAACGAAACUAUGAGCAACAAAUUUGACCUUCCUCGGCGCUAUCAAGGCAGCACCAAGAGCGUAUGGGUGGAAUAUAUCCAGCUGGCCGCCCAGUAUAAACCUCUGAAUCUAGGCCAAGGCUUCCCGGAUUACCAUGCGCCUAAGUACGCCCUCGAUGCCUUGGCAGCGGCUGCCAAUAGUCCUGAUCCCUUGGCCAAUCAGUACACGAGAGGGUUUGGCCAUCCCCGCUUGGUGCAGGCGCUGAGCAAACUCUAUUCGCAGCUGAUAGACCGCACCAUUGAUCCGAUGACAGAGGUUCUGGUUACCGUCGGUGCCUACGAAGCGCUGUAUGCCACUAUCCAGGGGCACGUGGACGAGGGCGAUGAGGUGAUAAUCAUCGAGCCGUUCUUCGACUGCUACGAACCGAUGGUGAAAGCUGCUGGAGGAGUGCCACGAUUUAUACCACUCAAGCCGAACAAAACCGGAGGAACCAUCUCAUCUGCCGAUUGGGUGCUGGACAAUAGCGAACUGGAAGCCCUAUUCAACGAGAAGACGAAAAUGAUCAUUAUAAACACCCCGCAUAAUCCAUUGGGCAAGGUGAUGGACCGUAGCGAACUGGAAGUGGUGGCCAAUCUUUGCAAGAAGUGGAACGUUCUCUGCGUUUCGGACGAGGUUUACGAGCAUAUGGUAUUCGAGCCGUACGAGCACAUCCGGAUUUGCACUCUGCCCGGCAUGUGGGAACGUACCAUCACGAUCGGUUCCGCUGGCAAAACAUUCUCCCUCACUGGCUGGAAAAUCGGAUGGGCCUACGGUCCGGCAGCGUUGCUAAAGAACCUCCAGAUGGUUCACCAAAACUGUGUCUAUACCUGUGCCACCCCCAUCCAGGAAGCGAUUGCCGUCGGGUUCGAGACUGAGCUGAAACGCUUGAAGAGUCCCGAGUGCUACUUCAACAGCAUUUCCGGCGAACUGAUGGCCAAGCGUGACUACAUGGCAAGCUUUUUGGCCGAGGUUGGAAUGAAUCCUACCGUUCCGCAGGGAGGCUACUUUAUGGUGGCCGAUUGGUCCGCCCUGGAUUCCAAGGUGGACCUUACGCGGGAAACGGACGCCCGGAAGGACUACCGUUUUACCAAGUGGAUGACCAAAUCGGUCGGAUUGCAGGGAAUUCCUCCGUCCGCCUUCUACAGCGAACCAAACAAGCACCUGGGUGAAGAUUUCGUUCGGUAUUGUUUCUUCAAAAAAGAUGAAAAUUUACAGAAGGCGGCGGAAAUCCUGCGCAAGUGGAAGGGCUCCUCUUAGGACUACAAUUACCCAUUAGGUGCCUAUAGCAUUUUUGUUUUUCUCAACAGAGAAGUAAAACUAAAAAUUGUUUUAUAUCGAAAUAAAGUUUUCCAUUUAUAUCAAAUUGA
Messenger RNA from Aedes albopictus (Asian tiger mosquito), 1677 nucleotides. RefSeq names its product kynurenine aminotransferase (gene Kyat). Gene Ontology annotation, biological process: biosynthetic process. Bases 113 to 1567 code for a protein of 484 amino acids. The record is from RefSeq and is a predicted model, not a curated record. Gene Ontology annotation, molecular function: pyridoxal phosphate binding; L-kynurenine:2-oxoglutarate transaminase activity. Gene Ontology annotation, cellular component: mitochondrion; cytoplasm. Lineage: Eukaryota; Metazoa; Arthropoda; Insecta; Diptera; Culicidae. The transcript has 4 exons.